AUGGGAGGGGAGAGGCCAGGGGAGAUGGGAGGGAAGAGGCCAGGGGAGAAGGGAGGGUAGAGGCCAGGGGAGAGGGGAGGGGAGAGGCCAGGGGAGAGGGGAGGGAAGAGGCCAGGGGAGAAGGGAGGGUAGAGGCCAGGGGAGAAGGGAGGGGAGAGGAGAGUGGCUUGGGGGAGAGACAUUAAUCUUGCAUCUGUUUCCGUUUCACACCCUGGAUACCAUUUGUGUUUGCUUUUGUGUGUGUGAAUGCGUGUGUGUGUGGAUGUGUGUGUGUGUAUGCACGUGUGUGUAUCCAUGUAUGUAUGUGUGUGCAUGCGUGUGUAUGCAUGUGUUUGUGUGUGUGUGAUUGCUUGCGUGUGACUCAGCUCUGAAUGGGUCUAUUGUAACACAGGGCUGCAUGGGGAGAUAGAUGGGAGAAAGGCCUGUUAGAAACAGCAAAGAGGUAGUGAGCACAGAGAGGGACAGUAUGGCAACACAGCUGGGGUUCCGAGAUACAGGUCAGGGCUUUGACCAAGAGAACGUGUGCUGUGUCCUCAACAUGCCUUUUAGUGGACACACAGCUUUGGGGGUAUGAUCUUUUGUGUACUUUGUGUGUGUCACUAUCUACAUGUUUGUGAGUGUGUAUUUGACUAAGGGUAUUUUGUGUGUUUGUGUUGAGACGUUUAUGAAGCAGCUCAGCUCCACCUCUCAGCUCUUAUGCUCUAAUUCAUCAUGACUCUGUGCUCAUUGCUCAUGUCUCUCCUCUCCUUCUUUUGUUGGCAGAAACAGGGGCCUUCAGUUGCCUGAGUCGAGGAAACAGAACAGAAUAUCGCCCAGAGAGAAGGAGGCAGACAACGCACGAAGGACUGACGUGGAUUACUGCAUUCACAAAGAUAGGGAAUGGCGACGUGAGAGCCAUGAGGGAGGAGAGCGAGGGGGUUUUGUUGCAUCUACACAUCAUUCCCUGAACACUGUUUCUACUAACACCUCCCUCCCCCUUCCUGCUCCACAAGCUUCCUAAGGGGGGUAACCCCUGAUAUGACCCCCAGCCCCCGUGGCAUCAGGUAGUCCUCCCACCAUGUCCUGGUAGAGCUCUAUGCCAACUCUAGUCCCAAAGCCUGGGAUAAACCCACAGAAGGCCAACGGACAGCCCCUAGACCACGAGGAUAAUUAAAUAUUCCUGAGUCAUUCCUGCUCUGUGGUUCUCAUUUCUCUCUGUGUGCUCUGAGUGGCAGGUUUGAAGGAAAGUGUCUCUCUCUGUCUUCCCAUCAAGCCCCUGCAGCAUUAAGGAUUCAAACAUAAUCCUAUCCCUGCUCUGACAUACAUUCCUUUCUUCCUUUGCCUAGUCUCUCACCUCUGCUCCUUUUGAUAUUUCUGAUUAUUUCGGUUUGAUCCCAGUCACGCCACUUUUGCCACCCGGCACGUUCUCCUCUGCGAUCACCACGUUUUCCUCAGUGUUCACCGCGUGGCAGACGACCAUGGGUUGCCGGCAGAGUUCGGAGGAGAAGGAGGCGGCGCGGCGCUCCCGGCGGAUCGACCGUCACCUGCGCUCGGAGAGCCAGCGGCAGCGGCGUGAGAUCAAGCUCCUUCUGCUGGGCACCAGCAACUCUGGCAAGAGCACUAUUGUCAAGCAGAUGAAGAUCAUCCACAGUGGAGGCUUCAAUCUGGACGCCUGCAAGGAAUACAAGCCCCUCAUCCUCUACAAUGCCAUUGACUCGCUCACACGGAUCAUCCGCGCCCUCGCCACGCUCAAGAUCGACUUCCACAACCCUGACCGCGCCUACGACGCCGUGCAGCUCUUCGCCCUGACCGGGCCGGCCGAGAGCAAAGGGGAGAUCACAGCGGAGCUGCAAGGGGUAAUGAAGCGCCUGUGGGACGACUCAGGGGUGCAGGAGUGCUUCUGCCGCUCCAACGAGUACCACCUGGAGGAUAACACUGCCUACUACCUGAACGACCUGGACCGCAUCUCCUCCAACGAGUUCAUCCCCACAGUGGAGGACAUUCUGCGCUCCCGCGACAUGACCACGGGCAUCGUGGAAAACAAGUUCACCUUCAAGGAGCUCACCUUCAAGAUGGUGGACGUGGGGGGGCAGCGCUCAGAGAGGAAGAAGUGGAUCCACUGCUUCGAGGGCGUAACCGCCAUCAUUUUCUGUGUGGAGCUAAGUGGCUAUGACCUCAAGCUCUAUGAAGACAACCAGACGGUAAGGGAAGCCAUGGGGCAACGCAUGCAACAUUAGCCAUUACACAACCAGUCAGUUCCUGUUCACACUCUGUCAUCACACCCUUGGGGCGUGCUGUUAUCUAUGGCACUGUGGUGUUCUCCUCUUCACACUUCUCAGGGUGGAUUACAAGGUCACUUCUUACCACACUACUUAUUUCCGCAGAAUUUAAUAUACUGGCCCAAGUUGACCUCUGGCAUGUGUCCUCAGAAUGUUGGAGGUAAAUUAUCAAGUAACAACCCCUAUCUAACCAUUCAAAGAGGAACAUAUAUCUGACAUUCUGUGUAGAUAUGAUAUUUAUACCGAGUGAAAGCAUGAAAAGGGAAGACUGUAUUCAUAGAUAGAGGGCUAACUGUUGUGAGAAGCAUUGAGAGCAGAUAACGCAAGAGCACAUGAGUCUGAUGUUAUCUCUGCUGCGGCAUUGCUACUUCUAUACAACCUUCUGCAUUUCCCUGAAUCCUACUUCUCAUAAAACAAUAUAGAAUGCUUCCGUCAUGGUCUACAGGAAGUUUCCUUAUCUACAAUAUAUUUCCCGGAAAACAUGUUAGUUACAGAGAGGUUUGGAUCUUAGCUGUUAGAGAAAGGAAGGGAAAGUUGCUGCUGUGACAGAUAACAACAGUGCAUCGCGUUCUUGUUUGUAACCUUUAGCUAUACUCUACCUUCCUGUGGCAAUUGUGGCCUGGAAAUUCACGUGUAACAUAAAUAAGACAAGAUGUACUAGGUCCUGGCUGAGUUAGUACAUGAAAUCAAUUAGUUUUAGUGAGUUAUAAAUACAUUAUUCAGAGGAAAAUGCAGUUAGGUGUUAAUUGAGUUCACAGUGUAAGGUGUGAGGGUGUACCUGUGAGAAUUAGCAGCUCACGAGGGCACUGUUCAGCUGUGGGACGUUGCAGGUGCAGGAACAAUUGACUUCCUGGAUGAGAUGGGGGGAAAUGAAGAGAGAGAAGGAGAGGAAGUCAGGAAUGGAGAAGGAAAAAAGGGAUUGUUAGGAAAUCAGAGCCCCACUCCUCCCCUCCCCUCCCCCGUCUCUGAGACCUCAGCCAGUGGACAUUAUUUACGAACUCUGGUUGUGGUUGACAGCCAUAGCUGAUUUGGGGCCUUAUCAGUCAAAUGUAUGUUGGAACAGUUUACACAGCUUUCCCCAUUAUUGCAAGAGGCUUUUUCAACCCAAUGUGUUUUGAAGGUUUGAGAGAUGGGCAUGAAUAAUAUGAAUACUAUUUUAAUUGUUAAUUAGAUCCUGUGUAAUGUUGAUAGACCUACACAGUGGUUAGUAUUCCAAUCAACGUCAUAUGAAGAGUUGUGUUUAGAGAAACAUUUUGUUCUGGUGCAAACUAAGUUCUGGUGAAUUUCAAGCCUUCAAGCACAUCAUAUGAUGUAUGAUGUUAGGAAUGACGAAAACAGCUCCAGCAGUAUUGGUGUCUGACUCUGACGCAUGUUUUUCUGUUAAUACACAACAUGGCCAAAAGUAGGUGGACACCCCUUCAAAUUAGUGGAUUCGGCUAUUUCAGCCACACCCGUUGCUGACAGGUGUAUGAAAUCGAGCACACAGCCAUGCAAUCUCCAUAUACAAACAUUGGCAGUAGAAUGGCCUUAGUGAAGAGCUCAGUGACUUUCAACGCGGCACCGUCAUAGGAUGCCACCUUUCCAACAAGUCAGUUGGUCAAAUUUCUGCCCUGCUAGAGCUACCCCGGUCAACUGUAAGUGCUGUUAUUGUGAAGUGGAAAUGUCAAGGAGCAACAACGGCUCAGCCGCGAAGUGGUAGGCCACACGAGCUUACAGAACGGGACUGUCGAGUGCUGAAGCGUGUAGCGCGUAAAAAUCGUCUGUCCUCGGUUGCAACACUCACUACCAAGUUCCAAACUGCCCCUGGAAGCAACGUCAGCACAAGAACUGUUCGUUGGGAGCUUCAUGAAAUGGAUUUCCAUGGCCGACAGCCGCACACAAGCCUAAGAUCACCAUGCGGAAUGGCAAGCGUCGGCUGGAGUGGUGUAAAGCUUGCCGCCGUUGGACUCUGGAGCAGUGGAAAACGCGUUCUCUGGAGUGAUGUCACGCUUCACCAUCUGGCAGUCCGACGGACUAAUCUGGGUUUGGCGGAUGCCAGGAGAACGCUACUUUGCCCAAUCCCAUAGUGCCAACUGUAAAGUUUGGUGGAGGAGGAAUACAUUUACCAUUUACAUUACUUUUUCAUUUAGCAGACGCUCUAUCCAGAGCGACUUACGUUAGUGACUACAUAUUUUUUAAUGCCCCCGUGGGAAUCGAACCACAACCGGCGUUGCAAACGAUGCUUCAAUGAGCUACAUCUACGGCCUGCACAUCCCUAACCUGACACCCCAUUGUGCGCCCCCAGGGAGUUCCGUGCGGGACGCUGAAGGCCUGAUUCGAACCAGGUCCUAGUCAGCAAUUAGCCUGCAAUCGUCUUGGCCACGCGCCACCAGGAAUAUGGCUGGGGCUGUUUCAUGUGGGCUAGGCCCUUUCGUCAGACAAAUGCCCCCAUGCACAAAGUGAGGUCCAUACAGAAAUGGUUUGUCGAGAUCGGUGUGGAAGAACUUGACUGGCCUGCACAUAGCCCUGACCUCAACCCCAUUGAGCACCUUUGGGAUGAAUUGGAACGCUGAAUGCUCGUGGCUGAAUCGAAGCAAGUCCCCGCAGCAAUGUUCUAACGUCUAGUGGAAAGCUUUCCCAGAAGAGUGGAGGCUGUUAUAGCAGCAAAGGAGGGACCAACUCCAUAUUAAUCCCCAUGAUUUUGGAAUGAGAUGUUCGACGAACAGGUGUCAACAUACUUCUGGUCAUGUAGUGUAUCUUGAAACCGUAACAUCAAAUCCUCACACACAAUGGACACAAAUCCUCGGGUAGCAUUAUGUCUCAAUGUGUCUCAUAAACCUUUGAAGCCAGAUUAGAAUGCGUCUGAAGACAGGCAGGGAUUGGCAAGGAGACUAGCAGGGAGACAUGGAGGGAGUCAGGGAGAGAGACAGCAUUAGGGCUGGCCCAGAUUCUCAGUGGCUGGCCUGCAGCCUAUCUCCCCAAGAUCCCCCUAUACCUCCUCUGAGGGAGUUGACACCGCUCAUUCUCAAAUAGCAAUCUCUCUCUCUUCCCACUCUCAAGAAGGAAUGACUCGGUCUUAGACAGGAAUAUAUUUUGAGGUAUUAAUUUUUUUUUGUGUGUAUCGGUGCAGAAAUCUUUCUUUGAUGGACUGUGAGACAAGAAGGAACGCCUGGCAUUAUUUCUAGGCAGUUUACUGAUGCCAUUGGUUUUUGUCAUUGUAUGUGUAUGUUUGAUGGUCUACGUUCAACUGUUAUUAAUCAAAAGGGACGGUGUUGGAUGGGUUGAGGUUGAAAGACAUUGUGAAACAGAGGGGGAAUGGGACUGCUAAGGAUAGAGGAGUCUUUAGGUUAGAGAUAGGGAGAGAGCGGGAAACAAAUGAUCAAGAUAAAGCUACCUAGAGAGCCAUAGCAGAACUGGGAGAAGAGUGACUGAGUGCUGAGGUUUCUCCACAAAGAAAAAGCGCUGGAUCUACAAUUACAUGAGUAAUGGAGCGGGUAUGGCACUAUAGUAUAACCUACUCAAUUCACUAACAACAGUCAUCAUUCAACCAUGCCCUAUAACAAAAUGGACCCAGUUGCAAUGGUUACCUUAAACUGCCAUAUUUCACAGCUGUUUUAACAUCCUUUGCGCAAUUGGCUGAUGUUGAAUGUAAAACAUGGAUUAUAUAAUUUUUUUUGCCAAGGCACGCUGGUACCUGAUUGGAUUAGAUAGCCCAUGUGAUGUUUCUCUGCCAUUGACAGACAAGACCAAAUGAUGAACAAAAUGAUGUAACAAGAGCAUAGCUAAUUGUUCAGCUUUGGAGUAUUGGUUUCUGUGAGCUGUAAUGACUUAUAGUGCUUGCCUAGUGCUUGAUCUAGGGGAGAGGUGAGAAGGGGAGAGGAGAGAAGAUAAGAGAGAGUGGGUAGGGUGUGUGUCUGCCUGGAGAUUUUAUCUGCAGGGAAAGGACAGGACAGGUCCAGAGGGAACAGUUUGGAUACAGGAGGCUAGGGGAACACAUGAUGACCUUUGACUAUGAUACGCUAACAUGUAAUAGAAGGCUGAAUGACAGCAAAGAGGGGAGUGCAGCAUCAGCUGAAAAACCAGCAGGAAAUGAAUUGGCAGAAUCAUGAGUACUGUAACCAUAGGAAUAGGAAUUAGAUCUCGACUCUCUCUUAUUCCAUCACAUGUAGUGUAGUACUGGAUCACUGGUAGGGCACGCUACACAGGGAUUUUAGAGAGGAUGUCUGUCUUUAUGAAAAAAAAUGACAGUCUUGCAAUUAUUUUCCCACCAACCCAUAUUCCCUGAUGCAUUUUCCCUGUCCCAUCCCUGUCUUCAUAAUGAAUUGGUUGCCAUGGCUUCAGUUGCCUAGCAACAGACCAGUCAAACGCUCCUAAUCCUGGGCUGUUGACAGUGAGCUGUGACUAGGGGGGAGGAGGACCGUACAACAUACAGCAGCACUGGAGUGAAUAGAUAUGAGGUGUGUGCACGUACGCGUGUUCUGCCUGCAUGGGUGCGUGUACUGUAAGUAAAUUACUGUUUGUAUGCGGUAGGGAGGGCUCAACAACUGGGUUGCAUACUGUGUGUAUGUGAGGUGAGAACAAAGUACAAGGGCUUGUUGGUUGGAGUGGUGUACAGUGGACAUACAUUUCAAAGAGCUGUUACAGUGACCUGUGAUUGCGCUCUAAGCCCCAUAGACAUAGUAGAGAUGUUAAAUUAAAGUGUCCAGUGACUCCAGAGAGGAUCCAGAAUAGGACCAUACUUAUCAACAGGUUUAAAAUCUCCUAAGGAGCGUAGGCAUACUUUCUCACGCUUCAAUUUAACAAGUUAAUAUAAAAAGUCCUAAUUAAACAAGUUAAGGUAAUACCAUUCUAUGUUAAUGAUUGGGGAAUUGUGUCUAAUUGGAAACUGGGUUUCACAGCAGAUAGGAUGACAUAGAGCAGGGGUAUUCAACUCUUACCCUACGAGGUCCGGAGCCUGCUGGUUUUCAGUUCUACCUAAUAAUGAAUUACACCCACCUGUAGUCCCAGGUCUAAAUCAGUCCCUGAUUAGAGGGGAAGGAUGAAGUGGAACAGGCUUCAAGGUCCAGAGUUGAGUUUGAGAGACAUAGAGUCAUUCCACUCUUGGCUUAGCUCUUGAAACACUCACCAACUAUGCAAGAAAGUGUAGUCAAGAUUUAAACAUAAUUUAUGAUCUCAAACUCAGUCAGUCCUUGCCUCUCAUAAUCCACAUAGAGCAUUUCUACAAAGCCACCUGUGUUGUUUUCUCCCACCCAUGCUUGUAAACCAGGAGCGUCAAACUCAUUCCACAGAGGGCCUAGUGUCUGCAGGUUGUUGUUUUUUCCCCUUUCAAUUAAGACCUAGACAACCAGGUGAGGGGAGUAUGUUACUAAUCAGUGACCUUAAUUAAUCAAUCAAGUACAAGGGAGGAGCGAAAACCUGCAGACACUCGGCCCUCCGUGGAAUGAGUUCGACACGUGACGUAAACCAACACACAAUAAAGUGCACUGUGUUGUAACCCAACACUUUUGCCUGUAAACAAUAGGGGUGUCUAGCAAGCAGUAGUAGCCAUGUGAGUUAUUCUUUAGAGUCCUUGAUGAAUGUAUACAUUGUAAAUCACAAUUAUUAUGGUAUGGGGAAUGUAUGGGGGACAUCAAUGAUAAUGAAACAUUGAAACUUACAAAUUACUUGUGGAACCUUCUUGAAUUCAAAUCAUCCUGGAAUUAAAUGUUGUUUAUAGGCUGCACAUUUAGUUGAAUCUUGCAGAACCCAAGGCUUUUGAUUGGAUGUUGCAAAGAGCAGCAGCACAGUGUACAGCCAGCGAGAGGAGAGGGAACUCAGCGACAAGAGAGAGGGAUGGGGUGGAGGAAAGAGAGCUAGAGACAGCUAAAGAGGAUCGGGUGAAAGGAGAGAGAGAAGGUAGCAUUACAAAACAAAGAGAGUGAGAGAGAGUGAUAUAUUACCUUGAUGAAUAAUAGUGUAUGUGUAUAGAGAGCCCUUUUCUUUGAGGCUCUGGCAAUUAUAUGGUAGUGCCAUAUGAAGCUAACCUUCAUUAAUUGAAUUAUGGAGGGGUGGCUGUUCACUCACUCCAGCGAUAUAUAUUUACUGGAAACAAAGCAUUAACACAGGGUUGAACCUCCUCAUUAAUACUUAAGCUUAGGCUUGUGUGUCUAGAGUGCUCAGGGAGAAGGGGCAGUUCCAGGAGGCCAUGGAGAGGGAGGGUGAUGGUGUGUGUAGGGGCUAUGGGAGGGGGGAGCUUCAUGCUGUGUGCUGCUACCCUGGUAUCCACUCCCCUUUCUCCCUCUCCCUCAGUGAAGCUGUAACUCUUACUAUGAUGGAGUGGGCAGGUACGGAGUAUAGAGGGUCCCAAAGCACAGUGAGUGGGCUGCUGCCUUCCUCUUCACGCAGCAGGGCUCUGGCGUAUAACCUCUGAGAACACGUGGAGGGCAGGAGCCACUGGCUCUGACCUUAUUUAGUGUACACUGCUCCGGGCCCUGAGCUCAGUCCCUAAAAUCAAAUCACUUUUUAUUUGUCACAUGCGCCGAAUACAACAGGUGUAGGCCGUCAUUGUAAAUAAGGAUUUGUUAUUAACUGACUUGCCUAGUUAAAUAAAGGUUAAAUAAAAAAAUAAAAAAUAAAAAAAUAUAGUGAAAUGCUUACUUAGAAGCCCUUAACCAACAAUGUAGUUUUAAGAGAAUUGAGUUAAGAAAAUAUUUACUAAAUAAAAUAAAAUAAAACAUAUAAAUAAUAAACAAGUAACACAAUAAAAUAACAAUAAUGAGGCUAUAUACAGGGGAUACUGGUACAUAAUCAAUGUGCGGGGUACAGGUUAGUCGAGGUAAUUUGAACAGGUAGGGGUAAAGUGACUAUGAAUAGAAAAUAAACAGCGAGUAGCAGCAGUGUCAAUGCAAAUAGUCUGGGUGGCCAUUUGAUUAAUUGUUCAGCAGUUUUAUGGCUUGGGGGUAGAAGCUGUUAAGGAGCCUUUUGGACCUAGACUUGGCGCUCCGGUACCACUUGACAUGCGGUAGCAGGGAGAACAGUCUAUGACUUGGGUGACUGGAGUCUUUGACCAUUUUUUGGGCCUUCCUCUGACACCGCCUAGUAUAUAGGUCCUGGAUGGCAGAAAGCGCCUUACGGUCGGAUGCCGAGCAGUUGCCAUACCAGGCGGUGAUGCAGCUGGUCAGGAUGCUCUCGAUGGUGCAGCUGUAUAACUUUUUGAGGAUCUGGGGACCCAUGCCAAAUCUUUUCAGUCUCCUGAGGGGGAAAAGGCAUGGCAUGCCCUCUUCACGACUUUCUUGGUGUAUUUGGACCAUGAUAGUUUGUUGGUGAUGUGGACACCAAGGAUGCCUACUUAUGCCAGAGAAAAGAGCCUGCGUCUCACGCCACUGCACCGGUUCCUGUUUGGAGAAUCCCUAAGCUCCACCAAGAGCUACUUUAGAUCCACAACAAGUCUGUAUAUUCAGAUGAUUGGUUCAUAGAAUUUAUAGUAUAAAGGCAUCUGAGUUUAUUUGCCUAGUCCCUUGUUUAACAUUGCACAUCUCUCUCUCUCUCUCUCUCCUCUCUCUCUCUCUCUCUCUCUCUCUCUCUCUCUCUCUCUCUCUCUCUUUCUUGAUCUUGUGAUUUGCUCAGAGCACCAUGAUGUUUUGUGUAACCUUUUAAACAGCAGCCCAGUCUUCGAAAUGAGCUCCUCCCUCAGUCACAAGCUACUGGAUACACACCACAUGCCUGCAGCCUCCCCAGCCCCAAAUAAAUAGAAAGCGCGCGUCGAUAUAUCUGCUGAUAAUUAUUCUGUCAAUAUCUGGAUUGAGCGCCUCUCGAAGAGCAGGCGCUAUCCUCGAUCUAGAGCUGGAUCUCUCUCUCCGUCUCGAGAGCUAGGUCCGUUUUCCUCUCUCUCCUCUCGCUCUCUCUCUCUCUCUCUCUCUCUCUCUCUCUCUCUCUUCUCUCUCUCUCUCUCUCUCACUCACUCACUCACUCACUCACUCACUCACUCACUCACUCACUCACACACACACACACACACACACACACACAAAGGCACAUUUUUGCAGUACGUCUACUGUUAAUAAUUUUAACACCGGGGGGCUUUACUGUAAUAUCAAAUCUAUCAGGCCUAAGGUUUUUGUUUAUCACAUAGAUAUUGUACAUCUUGGGAAAAGCAUAAUGCAUGACCGAGCUCUACUUGCUGCAUCUGUACUGAUGACGUCAGUCAGAUUGUUACAGUUUUUUACAAUCACUUUGGCACUAAUUUCAGAACCUUGACGUCAUUUUUCAAAACUCUAGACACAAAACUCAAAACGGUCAUCACUUGUAACACAGGCUGUCCAAUGUUCAAAACAUUGCAUUGUGCAUUCAUAUCUUUAAAGAAAUCUUGCACUUGCACAAUCAUUGGUUUGCACACAAAAAACUAAUUUAUUGUGAAAUACCAAUGAAACGUUAAUUUAGAUCACCCACACACAAGCAACCGAUAGUUUCACUGUGUCAUUGUUCGUAAGAUCAUUAAAUAUUGUAGUACAAAAUAGGUGAUACAUGUUUCAUUAUGGUACUACAUGUAAAUACAUCCCUGUAAAAGUACUGCAGUAGUAGAGAGAAUACUACAGACACAGUGGAAUCAUUGAACAAAAUCUGAAAUAUAUUGAUUUAAAACAAUACAGUACUGUAAAACAUCAAAUGCAGUGUUCCUCAACUUGCUUGCUUGUACAGUAAAAAGCAAAACAUAGGAGUGAUUACUGUACUUCUACAUUUUCAUCAACUCUGUCUUGUGGUUUUGGCCACAGGUUCUCAUCUACAUCACAAUGAAUGUUUUCAUUAGCCAAACAUCUUGGAAAAAACCUUUGGCCAUGGCGAAUUCAGGCCUGACACUGGUCUGCCGUGAUGUCAUUGCAUGCGUCAUCCAUGGCCUGGAGAAGAGUGACUUGUUCAUGAGGGCGCCUAUCAUAAACCUUCCAUCUCCAUGUGGAGAAGAAUUCCUCAAUCGGGUUAGGGAAAGGAGAGUAUGGGGGUAAAUACAGGGUGGUAAAUUGUGCAUGGGCCUGAAACCAUGCUUGCACCAUAUGAGCAUGGUGGAACCUGACAUUAUCCCACACAAUGACAUAGGUCACGCCACCAGCUCUACAGGCCUGAUCGAGCUCAUCAAGGAAGGUUACAAGGGGACCAUAGAAACUGUGUCUGAUAAAGAAUGAUGAUGAAAUAUUACAUCCAUAGAUAAUGUAGUCUAAUUGGUUCAUGCUCCACGCUAAUUGGUGACAAUGAAUCUCGUUACUUUGAAACUUUCAUGAUCUAAACAUGGAAUAUUGUUUGUCUGUUUCCAUACAACUAUGCAUUAAGAGCAAUGCAACAGUUACUUACCAUUUUGAGCAAUUGUAUCAAUUGAUAGUUGAAUAAUUGUAAUGAAAUGAAUAGACACUCAUCUGAAAUGUAAUGUGUGAAUUGCCUUUUGAAAUAGUAGUACUUUGAUGUUAAGUUGUGUCAUAUUGAACAGGUGACUUUUGUUAAAUGAACAAAUGAUCUUAGUUUUAUGUGUAUUGUAUCCAAGCAAUUGAAAAAAGUGUUAGUGUGAGUUUUGUGUCUAGAGUUUUGAAAAAUGACAUCAAGGUUCUGAAAUUAGUGCCAAAGUGAUUGUAAAAAACUGUAAUCAUUUCACAUUUGGCUGCACCAACUGCCCAGCAUGAUCAACAACUGUUUCCUUGUUGUUCUUCCAUCUAUGACAACUACUCUACCCAGGAAUAUGUGCAAAUAGUUUUCAGUACGCCAGGUAGCUUAGUGGUUAAGAGCGUUGUGCCAGUAACCGAAAGGUUGCUGGUUCUAAUCCCCAAGCCAACUAGGUGAAAAAUAUGUCUAUGUGCCCUUGAGCAAGGCACUUAACCCUAAUUGCUCUGGAUAAGAGCAUCUGCUAAAUGACAAAUAAUUAUUUUAGGGAGCUGUAAAAGUCAUUUUUGUUUUUACAUGUAAUGUGUUUUAGAGGUUUGAAACACAAACAUUCACCAAAAAUAGAAUUUUUUGCUAAAAGAACUGGCUCCCUUUCAGGAAUUUGGAAAACAUUUUAGGAGGAAAAUACAACUUAUCCUAGGGGUUUAGAUAAUGCACAGCUGACAUCUCUGAGGCAGCACAAAACAAAUGGGUCUUAGUCUGGUGGUAAAAAACGAAGAUCCACAAGAUUGCAUAUUGCGUAAUUUAAUAUGCCUCCAAAAAUACAAUCUAGCAAUCAUAGAACGAGAAGAGACAGUGAAGUUGUGUUUUGGGCAAAGCCAAUGUCAGGCAGGCUAUGCUUAUGCUUCCAUGGCUAAAGCGCAAGGGUUGAGUAAAUAUGUCAUCACUGAGUAUAUGUUGGGCUUAAGAGAUGUACUCAACCUAUCAAGUCUAUUCUGUCGCAUAGUCCACUUGUACACACUGGCAAUUGUUCCCGUACAUGGUUCAGUUCAACGUAACACACUGUGGAGAUUCCAUGAAACGUAAUACCUUUGAUUUGAGAUACAUUUCAUACUCAUCUGACCUAAAAAACAAGUCUUUGAUGUGUUCUUUUACUGUGCAUAGUUCCAGUAACUCAGUUAGUGCUGAUGUGGGCAGUAACAGUUCUCUACUCAUGCUAAGGUUGAAGUGAUAGAGAGAAGACAUGUGCUCUGUUUUCCUGGGGGAUGAGAGUUUUAAGUGCAGGUCUUUGUCUGACUGAGUCUCCAGUCCAUGUUUACACAACAUAGAAACCACACCUUUGGCUGCUCGAGUGGAAAUAUGUGACGUGCAGAGCAACAGCCACAAAUAUUUAUUUAUCUACACUACAGGCUCAAAACCUGUUCUCAUUUUCAAUGAGUUAUUGGCAACAUUGUAUUUUAUUUUUUGGCAGAUUUAACAGUUGAAGCAAAUCAUAUUCACAAUCAAUAUAAAUGACAGAUUAAAUACAUUGUAAUUAAUUUAACGCAAUCAAAGCUACAUACAGCCUGUAUGUAAAAUAGCAUUCAAAGGAUCCUGUGAGAUAGCUGGUUCAUUGUUUGUUCAGCAGCCUCUUUCUUUUACAUAUCAAUAGGCUGUGUCUCAUGUCAGUACGCAAACAAAUUUUUUCAUUAUUGCUUCUUCUCCCUCCCUCCCUCCCUCCCUCCUCUCUACAGAGUCGUAUGGCAGAGAGCCUGCGUCUGUUUGACUCCAUCUGCAACAACAACUGGUUCACUAACACCUCGCUCAUCCUCUUCCUCAACAAGAAGGACCUGUUGGCCGAGAAGAUCAAGCGCAUCCCUCUGACCGUGUGCUUCGCCGACUACAGAGGUCAGAACACCUACGAGGAAGCAGCGGUCUACGUGCAGCGGCAGUUUGAGGACCUCAACCGCAACAAGGAGACCAAGGAGAUCUACUCGCACUUCACCUGUGCCACAGACACCAGCAACAUCCAGUUUGUGUUCGACGCAGUCACGGACGUGAUCAUCCAGAACAAUCUCAAGUACAUUGGGCUGUGCUAG
Messenger RNA from Coregonus sp. 'balchen', 13657 nucleotides. The record is from the annotation of a GenBank genome assembly. Lineage: Eukaryota; Metazoa; Chordata; Actinopteri; Salmoniformes; Salmonidae.